CGCGGUCCAAAUCCAACGGCCGAGAUCGUCCCGAGAACCUUUCCGAGGGCCAGCCCGAAACCCUCUCCAUUUUUAUAAAUCCUCAUCUCGUUCCCCCUCCCUCCCCACUCGGCGUCUUAGUAGGCGAGACUUAUGCACCAAGAAUCCCACUAACCCCUAGCCCUAGCUCUCCAGACCUCAUCUCAGUUUUGGGACAAUUGGUAUGCCUUUGUACUCUGUCAAACAGGAAAUGGCUUCUACUUUCAGCACCAUGUCUACAAUUGGCUAUGUGGCUGCUCCCGGUGGUUUUGUCACGGAUAGGAAGCUCGCAGUUUCUGCUCAGAAAUUCUCUUUCUCUUCUCUUGCUUCCAUAUCUUCGAGUUCUCUAAGUGGCAGGUGGCAUAACUUGCAUCUACAAAAAAGAUGUAACUGUAGGAUCAGGGCAAUGGCCAAGGAAUUGUACUUUAACAAGGAUGGAUCGGCCAUUAAGAAACUCCAAACUGGAGUUAAUAAGCUUGCUGACCUCGUGGGGGUCACUCUUGGCCCAAAGGGCAGGAAUGUUGUUCUGGAGAGCAAAUAUGGGUCUCCAAAAAUUGUCAAUGAUGGUGUCACUGUGGCCAAAGAGGUUGAACUAGAGGAUCCUGUGGAAAACAUUGGUGCUAAGUUGGUAAGGCAGGCUGCUGCAAAGACCAAUGACUUAGCUGGAGAUGGGACAACUACUUCUGUUGUUCUUGCUCAAGGUUUGAUUGCUGAAGGUGUUAAGGUGGUUGCAGCAGGUGCAAACCCUGUUCAGAUAACCCGAGGUAUUGAGAAGACAUCCAAAGCUCUAGUUGCAGAACUCAAGUUGAUGUCAAAAGAGGUUGAGGACAGUGAACUAGCCGAUGUUGCUGCCGUAAGUGCGGGAAACAACUAUGAGAUUGGAAACAUGAUAGCUGAUGCUAUGAGCAAGGUUGGUAGGAAAGGGGUGGUGACACUCGAAGAGGGGAAAAGUGCCGAGAAUAGCCUCUAUGUUGUAGAAGGAAUGCAAUUUGAUCGUGGUUACCUCUCUCCAUACUUUGUCACAGAUAGCGAGAAAAUGUCAGUUGAAUAUGAGAACUGCAAGUUGCUUCUUGUAGACAAAAAAAUUACAAAUGCAAGAGAUCUUAUCAAUGUUUUGGAAGAUGCAAUUAGAGGGGGAUUUCCCAUCUUGAUAAUAGCUGAAGACAUUGAGCAGGAAGCUCUUGCUACUCUUGUUGUAAAUAAGCUCAGAGGUGCACUGAAGAUUGCGGCACUUAAAGCCCCUGGAUUCGGAGAACGCAAAAGUCAAUAUCUUGAUGACAUCGCCAUCCUUACUGGAGCAACUGUAAUCAGAGAUGAGGUAGGGCUUUCCCUGGAUAAAGCUGACAAGGUGGUUUUGGGCACUGCUGCAAAAGUUGUGCUAACCAAAGAUUCAACCACCAUAGUUGGUGAUGGUAGCACUCAAGAAGAAGUAACCAAACGGGUUGCACAAAUCCGUAAUCUGAUUGAGGCUGCUGAGCAAGAAUAUGAAAAGGAAAAAUUAAACGAGAGGAUUGCAAAGCUCUCAGGUGGAGUUGCUGUCAUUCAGGUUGGUGCACAAACAGAGACAGAACUUAAAGAGAAGAAGUUAAGGGUUGAAGAUGCUCUCAAUGCUACCAAGGCAGCUGUUGAGGAAGGUAUAGUUGUUGGUGGUGGUUGUACCCUUUUGAGGCUUGCAGCAAAGGUUGAUGCCAUCAAGGAUACUCUCGAAAAUGAUGAACAAAAGGUUGGAGCUGAUAUAGUAAAAAGGGCUCUGAGUUACCCGUUAAAAUUGAUUGCAAAGAACGCUGGAGUAAAUGGAAGUGUUGUCAUUGAGAAGGUUCUUUCAAGUGACAAUUUCAAAUAUGGAUAUAAUGCUGCAACUGGAAAUUAUGAAGAUUUGAUGGCUGCUGGAAUUAUUGACCCAACUAAGGUCGUGAGGUGCUGCUUGGAGCAUGCAGCUUCAGUUGCAAGAACAUUCCUUACUUCAGAUGUUGUGGUGGUUGACAUCAAAGAACCAGAGCCAGCACCUGCAGGGAAUCUGAUGGACAAUUCAGGGUAUGGCUACUAACAGAGCCGUCGGAUACCAGGGGAAAGGAAAACCUGUGCCUAGGCAGUAACUGUCAUGUUGGUUUUUGGUUUUUGUAUGUCUUUUUUUUUUCCUAAAUGAAAAUGGGAGGCGUUACCAUCAUUAAUGUGGAUGGAGAGGUUACAUGAGAUUCUCGGGGGAGAUUGGUUGACUUGUGUCAACCUGCAAAGGAAAGGGGAAGAGAGACUGAAAACAGACUCAAGGCAAAAAUGAAUACAGAAAACAACUUGAGGUCUGUUCGUGAAAUGCAGAGUUUUCAGUAACCUGAUGAACUAAUUUUACUUCAGUUGCUGUAUGAUUCUUUGAAUCCUUUGUUUUAAUUUUACUUUCGUUUUCGUAUGUCUGGUCAGGGCAUUGUUUUGCACAUGAAUUAGAGCUCAAUGAGAUUAGAUUAGCAUUAAAAAAUUCUUGGAGCA
Messenger RNA from Elaeis guineensis (African oil palm), 2499 nucleotides. Its product is annotated as ruBisCO large subunit-binding protein subunit beta, chloroplastic. NCBI's taxonomy places the organism in Eukaryota, Viridiplantae, Streptophyta, Magnoliopsida, Arecales, Arecaceae. Gene Ontology annotation, molecular function: ATP-dependent protein folding chaperone; ATP binding. The record is from RefSeq and is a predicted model, not a curated record. Gene Ontology annotation, biological process: protein refolding.